Anopheles aquasalis is the source of this 1236-nucleotide messenger RNA. RefSeq names its product PSME3-interacting protein. The record is from RefSeq and is a predicted model, not a curated record. Gene Ontology annotation, cellular component: nucleus. NCBI's taxonomy places the organism in Eukaryota, Metazoa, Arthropoda, Insecta, Diptera, Culicidae.
CAGCGUAAACAUCGAUCUGUGAAAAGCACCUUUUUUGUCGAAUCGAAAAUAGAAAAGUUUGUGAUUGAUCGCGUGUAAUUUUGCUGCCGUUUCCCUAACAACGUGAAUCAAUAGCGGUUAAACAUUGAAACCAAAGGCCAUGGCUAGUGGGUUCGUUACGGAAACUGAGCUGGCCGAAGCGCGCCGCCUGCGGCAGGAGGAAUGGGAAAAAGUGCGAACUGCCGACCAACCGGAAGAGGCCCCCGAGGAGCCCUACGAUGGAAGAUCGCUGUACGAUCGACUGCAAGAGCAAAAGCAGAAGAAAGAUCUGGAGUUCGAGGAAGCCCACAAAUUGAAAAAUAUGAUCAAAGGUCUGGACGAUGAUGAGGUGGAAUUUUUGGAUCUGGUUGAUAAGAAUCGCAUGAACGCGGAACGACAGGCCCAGCUGGAGGAGCGGAAAGAGCUAAACGAAUUCCGUGCCAAAGUGGCCACCCUGCAGGAAAAGCGGUUAGAUGAGCAAAUUCAGCAGCAGGUCUCAAAACCGAAACCAACCAAAUUGCCCGUCACCAGUUCACGGACGAGUCAGAAACAAAUCCUGGCCGGUGCCGUUGUUCGCAAACGUAAACUAGAACCCGAGACCGCUCCAACUGCAGGCCCCAAAGAAGCCUCCGGACCGUCAGCGGCGCCAGAACCGUCAAAUGGAGAGGAAGGCACCGAGGAAAGGGUAGCAGAUGAUAAGAAAUCGAACGAAAGCGCAAACAAUACGGUCAGCAAAACGGUAGUACCCGGUACGGCUCUGAGAGUCAUUGGCGUACUGCCGGGAAUCGGCUCGUACGGUGGAUUUGGAGGAGAUGGUUCCGAUUCAGACAACAGCUCCGAUUCGUCGGAUUUAGAUACUAGUCAACCCGGUGUGGACUGGAUCGGCCGCAAGAUACGUAAAACAUGCGAUGAAAACUGACUUUGACCCUUGCCCUCUAGGUGUUGCCUCUACAAAUAUUCACAUUUUUGUCGUUUUAUGUAAAGUUCCAUGAAUGAUUCGUUCCUGGUGGUACAGGAUUUUUCCUUGUUUGUUCAACUAUAAACCUUCCCCGACAAGACGGGCAGUAGUAGAAUGUUCACAAAUGAUUCAGAAACGAAGGAGAGGAAGGUAACGGCUUCAAAAACUAGCAACCUCAGAGUAAGUGUUGUUGAAUUUGGGUGCUUGCUCAUACAUUACUAGGGCGAUAUAGUGAAUUAAACCUUCUCGACAGCACAGUA